This is a messenger RNA of Pteronotus mesoamericanus, 2490 nucleotides long. RefSeq names its product cadherin 8 (gene CDH8). Gene Ontology annotation, cellular component: plasma membrane; axon terminus; catenin complex. The record is from RefSeq and is a predicted model, not a curated record. Gene Ontology annotation, biological process: cell morphogenesis; multicellular organism development; adherens junction organization. The transcript is spliced from 12 exons. Gene Ontology annotation, molecular function: cadherin binding; calcium ion binding. NCBI's taxonomy places the organism in Eukaryota, Metazoa, Chordata, Mammalia, Chiroptera, Mormoopidae. The coding region runs from base 1 to 2490 and encodes 829 amino acids.
AUGCCAGAACGGCUCGCGCAAAUGCUCUUGGAUCUGUGGACUCCACUAAUGAUAUUAUGGAUUACUCUUCCCCCUUGCAUUUAUAUGGCUCCGCUGAAUCAGUCUCAAGUUUUAAUGAGUGGAUCCCGUUUGGAACUAAACAGGCUGAGUGAAGAACAGCGGAUUUUGAGCCGCUCCAAAAGAGGCUGGGUUUGGAAUCAAAUGUUUGUCCUGGAAGAGUUUUCUGGACCUGAACCGAUUCUUGUUGGCCGGCUACACACAGACCUGGAUCCUGGGAGCAAAAAGAUCAAGUAUAUCCUAUCUGGCGAUGGAGCUGGGACAAUCUUUCAAAUAAAUGAUAUAACAGGAGAUAUCCACGCCAUAAAAAGACUUGAUCGAGAGGAAAAGGCCGAGUACACCCUAACGGCUCAGGCAGUGGACUGGGAGACCAACAAGCCCCUUGAGCCUCCUUCUGAAUUUAUUAUUAAAGUUCAAGACAUCAACGACAAUGCUCCCGAGUUCCUUAAUGGGCCUUAUCAUGCUACCGUGCCGGAGAUGUCCAUUUUGGGUACGUCUGUCACAAAUGUAACAGCCACCGAUGCUGAUGACCCGGUUUAUGGAAACAGUGCCAAGUUGGUUUACAGUAUCUUGGAAGGGCAGCCUUAUUUUUCCAUUGAGCCUGAAACAGCAAUUAUAAAAACUGCCCUUCCGAACAUGGACAGAGAAGCCAAGGAGGAGUAUGUGGUCGUUAUCCAAGCCAAAGAUAUGGGUGGACACUCCGGUGGCCUGUCGGGGACCACAACACUGACAGUGACCCUUACUGAUGUUAAUGACAACCCUCCAAAAUUUUCCCAGAGUCUGUAUCACUUCUCAGUACCUGAAGAUGUGGUUCUUGGCACUGCAAUAGGCCGGGUGAAGGCCAACGAUCAGGACAUCGGUGAAAAUGCACAGUCAUCAUAUGACAUCAUCGAUGGAGACGGCACAGCACUCUUUGAAAUCACCUCUGACGCCCAGGCCCAGGAUGGCAUUAUCAGACUAAGAAAGCCUCUGGACUUUGAGACCAAAAAAUCCUACACACUGAAGGUGGAGGCAGCCAAUAUUCACGUUGACCCACGUUUCAGCGGCAGGGGGCCCUUUAAAGAUACAGCAACUGUUAAAAUUGUCGUUGAGGAUGCAGAUGAGCCUCCUGUCUUCUCUUCACCGACUUAUCUCCUCGAAGUUCAUGAAAAUGCUGCUCUAAACUCUGUGAUUGGGCAAGUGACUGCUCGUGACCCUGAUAUCACUUCCAGCCCUAUAAGGUUUUCCAUCGACCGGCACACUGACCUGGAGAGACAAUUCAACAUUAAUGCCGAUGAUGGGAAGAUAACGCUGGCAACACCACUUGACAGAGAGUUAAGUGUGUGGCACAACAUAACGAUCAUUGCUACUGAAAUUAGGAACCACAGUCAGAUAUCACGAGUACCUGUUGCUAUUAAAGUGCUGGAUGUCAAUGACAACGCCCCUGAAUUCGCAUCCGAAUAUGAGGCAUUUUUAUGUGAAAAUGGAAAACCCGGCCAAGCAUUUUUCAGGACCUAUCUGCAUAUACAAGAGGGAGACACGAUUGGUUUUAAAAUGGAUGAAAUUGAUGGCCUCAACAAAAUGCAUAAAGUCAUUCAAACAGUGAGUGCCAUGGACAAGGACGAGCCCAAAAAUGGACAUUAUUUCCUAUACAGCCUUCUUCCAGAAAUGGCCAACAAUCCGAAUUUUACCAUCAAGAAAAAUGAAGAUAAUUCCCUCAGCAUUUUGGCAAAGCAUAAUGGAUUCAACCGCCAGAAGCAAGAAGUCUACCUUUUACCCAUCAUAAUCAGUGAUAGCGGGAAUCCCCCUCUCAGCAGCACCAGCACCCUGACCAUCCGGGUCUGUGGCUGCAGCACAGAUGGCGUCGUCCAGUCGUGCAAUGUCGAGGCGUAUGUCCUUCCGAUUGGACUCAGUAUGGGCGCCUUAAUCGCCAUACUGGCAUGCAUCAUUUUGCUGCUAGUCAUCGUGGUGCUGUUUGUAACUCUAAGGCGACAUAAAAAUGAGCCAUUAAUUAUCAAAGAUGAUGAAGACGUCCGAGAAAACAUCAUCCGCUACGAUGACGAAGGAGGAGGCGAAGAAGACACGGAGGCUUUUGAUAUUGCAACUCUACAAAACCCAGAUGGAAUUAAUGGGUUCUUACCCCGUAAGGAUAUUAAGCCAGAUUUGCAGUUUAUGCCGAGGCAAGGGCUUGCUCCAGUUCCAAACGGCGUGGACGUGGAUGAGUUUAUAAACGUGCGGCUCCACGAGGCCGACAACGACCCCACAGCCCCGCCCUACGACUCCAUUCAGAUUUACGGCUACGAAGGCCGAGGGUCCGUGGCGGGGUCCCUGAGCUCCUUGGAGUCCACCACCUCAGACUCGGACCAGAAUUUUGACUACCUCAGUGACUGGGGUCCCCGCUUUAAGAGACUGGGUGAACUUUACUCUGUUGGUGAAAGUGACAAAGAAACUUGA